AUGCCCUUCUGCUGUUCUAAAAGCUCACCCCGCCUUGCACCAGAUCUCAUAGCUGCCUUCGCCGAAGCUACCGCCACGCCAUACUUCAUCUACCGCCUGCGAGACGCCAUGCUGAAGGACCCGACCGGCCGACGCAUUCUCCGAGACCGGCCGCGCAUCUCCUCGAGCACGCUGUCCAUGGAGCACCUACGAACCCUGCCCACCAACUCCGUGGGGCGCACAUACGUUGGCUGGCUGGACCGCGAGGGCGUCUCGCCAGACACGCGCAGCGCGGUGCGCUACAUUGACGACGAGGAGUGCGCGUACGUGAUGCAGCGCUACCGCGAGUGUCACGACUUCUACCACGCUCUGACGGGGCUGCCGAUCGUGCGCGAGGGCGAGGUGGCGCUCAAGGCGUUCGAGUUCGCCAACACGCUCAUCCCCAUGACCGGCAUGAGCAUGUUCGCCGCCUUCACGCUGAAGCCGAUCGAGCGCCGCCGCUUCGUCGGCACCUACCUCCCCUGGGCGCUCAAGAACGGGCUCAGGUCCAAGGAGAUCGUCAACAUCUACUGGGAGGAGCAGCUGGAGCGGGACGUGGUCGAGCUGCGCCGUGAACUAGGCAUCGAGCAGCCGCCGGAUCUGAGAAACAUACGGAAAAUCGAGCGGGAGGAGAAGAAACGACGCAAGGAACAAGCUGCGGCCGCCGCCGCCGCGGCGAGAGGGACAGUAGCUGCUGUUGAGGCAGCAUAG
This is a messenger RNA of Phaeoacremonium minimum UCRPA7, 729 nucleotides long. RefSeq names its product putative coenzyme q biosynthesis protein coq4 protein. Gene Ontology annotation, biological process: ubiquinone biosynthetic process. Bases 1 to 729 code for a protein of 242 amino acids. The record is from RefSeq and is a predicted model, not a curated record. Gene Ontology annotation, cellular component: mitochondrion; mitochondrial inner membrane. NCBI's taxonomy places the organism in Eukaryota, Fungi, Ascomycota, Sordariomycetes, Togniniales, Togniniaceae. The transcript has a single exon.